Messenger RNA from Peronospora belbahrii, 1671 nucleotides. Lineage: Eukaryota; Oomycota; Peronosporomycetes; Peronosporales; Peronosporaceae. The record is from the annotation of a GenBank genome assembly.
AUGACAGGUAUGAUUACGCAAGCAACAAGUGAUUUUGAAUCAGAUGAAGAUUGGGACAGAAUUAUACGUGUGGUGGAUGCAUUAAGUAACAUUAAUAAUCGCGCUGUAUUAAAGGAAUCGGUUCGGUAUUUAAAAUUAAGACUUGGCGAUCCAUCACCUCGUGUAAUAAUUCUUGCAUUAACAUUAACGGAAUCAAUUGUUAAAAAUUGUGGAGAUCUCGUACAUCAAGAGAUUGCAUCCGAGUCAUUUAUGAGUGAGAUGGAGACACUGUAUCGAACACAUGCAAGUAAACGUGGACGGAAAAGUAUGGAAAUUGCUAGUCGUGUAUUAGAUAUGAUUCAAGCAUGGGGUGAAGCUUUUUUACCAUAUCGACAUUUAUUUCCUCUGUUUGUCGAUACGUACCACAAAAUGCGCAUGAAAGGCAUUAAAUUUCCAGACCAGUACGACGAAUCAAAGGUUCCAGUAUUGACACCGCCGCCGGAAGAGAAAUGUGGCAAUCGAUGUGGCACAACAGGUGGACGUUUCGUUCCCAAUCGCGGAUCAAAUUCGAUCGACACUUCGUCAUACUCAAAUGCUAGCAGUGGACUGGGUGGAUUGUCAACACCUGAGCUCUACCGUGUCGCGAUGAACGUGUUAGAAAUGUUUGAGGACAUGUUACACGAGGCGCAAAAGGAUACAUGUGCUUUAAGCAGCCAUGGAGUAAUGAAGGAACUUGUUGUACAAGUGCAAGAGAUUGUGCAUAGGAUGGAAGGCGCUAUCCCUAUUGCCGUUGUAGAAGAGGAUGAACAUUUAGAAAAGUACUUGUCCGUCAAUGACGAUCUUCACGCUGCGCUGAAAAAAUAUGACGAGCUCUUAGCAAAAAGCCAAAGCAAGGUAGAAGAGACUGCUGCAAAGUCCACGAGAGAUUCUGCCGAAGAUGUUGACCUCGUCGAUCCUUUUGGACUAAAGGAAGACGGAUCUCUCCAAAAUAAGCAGAACAACCAGGAUUUGAUCAGUGACGAUCCAUUUGCGGAUUUUAUGCGUACAUACAGUGGAUCAGCGAUCAAAACUGCUGAUCAAAACAAGUCAGAACAAAGCUUGAAGCCUGAAGUUGAGGUCAAGGUUGCUCCGAAGAUGUCGCAAAAAGACGAGGAUGAAGACGACCCGUUUGCGAGUUUUGUGAAACAGCGUGCAACCAAGAUUCUUAGUGGUAGCAACCGGGAUGUCGAGACUAAGACGCAGGCUGCUGGAGUAGUGCAACCUGCAGCUUCUGCGACGGAUUUGAUCAACUUGUGGGAUGAAGUUCCCGCGCUUCCAGUACUUGCCAAGACUGCGGCACAAUCUGAUCUUUGGGUAGGGGAUGACCCUUCCAGUAGCUUAAGACACUCAUGUGUGGACUCAACUACUGCUUCGACGGAGACGUCUGUACAUGAUCUAUGGAGCGCCAACACGUGUUUCAACACGACCACGCCAGCACCACACACUCGCACUUCUAGCACAACCAGCAGCGCUGUAGUAGACACAAACACAAGCGACCCGUUUGAAAUGCUGGACUUCUCCACAGAGGCUUCGAUCUUGACACCAGUCCCAAUCGCCACUGCCAACAACCUCCAGCCGACUUCGGUGCUGCCUCGGCAGUCAUCACAGUCAACAGCAGCAUCCAGUAAAUCAUUCAACCCUUUUGAUUUCUAG